AUGCUGCUUUACAAGGACACUAUCUCUGGCGACGAGAUGAUCUCGGACGCCUACGCGCUCAAGGAGGUCGACGGAGCCGUCUACGAAGUCGACUGCCAGAUGAUCCAGGUCAAGCAGGGCGGCGACGUCGAUAUCGGUGCCAACCCCUCUGCCGAGGAUGGCGACGAUGCGCUCGAGGAGGGUGUCGAGACCGUCAACAACAUCGUCUACUCUUUCCGAUUGCAGUCGACCCAGUUCGACAAGAAGAUGUUCUUGACCUACGUUAAGGGAUACAUGAAGGCUGUCAAGGCCAAGCUCGCCGAGACCGCCCCCGACCAGGUUUCCGCUUUCGAGAAGGGCGCGCAGACCUACAUCAAGAAGGUGGUCGCCAGCUUCAAGGACUGGGAGUUCUUCACCGGCGAGUCCAUGGACCCCGAGGGAAUGGUCGCUCUCCUCAACUACCGCGAGGACGGUGUCACUCCUUAUAUUGUGUUCUGGAAGCACGGUCUCAAGGAGGAAAAGUUCUAA
Molecule: messenger RNA, 507 nt
Organism: Myxozyma melibiosi
Lineage: Eukaryota; Fungi; Ascomycota; Lipomycetes; Lipomycetales; Lipomycetaceae
Product: translationally controlled tumor protein
Exons: 5
Coding region: 1-507 (168 amino acids)
Cellular component (GO): cytoplasm
Molecular function (GO): calcium ion binding
Source: RefSeq, a predicted model, not a curated record